Molecule: messenger RNA, 1957 nt
Organism: Frankliniella occidentalis (western flower thrips)
Lineage: Eukaryota; Metazoa; Arthropoda; Insecta; Thysanoptera; Thripidae
Product: gamma-aminobutyric acid receptor alpha-like
Biological process (GO): monoatomic ion transmembrane transport; chemical synaptic transmission; signal transduction
Cellular component (GO): membrane; neuron projection; synapse
Molecular function (GO): neurotransmitter receptor activity; GABA-A receptor activity; extracellular ligand-gated monoatomic ion channel activity
Source: RefSeq, a predicted model, not a curated record
GCCCGCCCGCCGUCGUGGAGGUGGACAUCAUGGUGCGGAGCAUGGGUCCCAUCUCGGAGGUGGACAUGACGUACAGCAUGGACUGCUACUUCCGCCAGAGCUGGGUGGACCGCCGACUCGCCUUCCAGGGCAACAAGGAGACGCUGGCGCUGUCCAUCACCAUGCUGGAGCGCAUCUGGAAGCCGGAUACCUACUUCUACAACGGCAAGCAGUCGUACUUGCACACCAUCACCACGCCCAACAAGUUCGUGCGGCUCUACCAGAACGGCCGCGUCCUCUACUCGUCCAGUCGGCUACACGACGCGCGACGUGCUCUACCGGUGGAACACCAACCGGCAGGUCGCCAUCGCCGACGACAUGAAGCUGUCCCAGUUCGACCUCAUCGGCAACCCGACCAACAACCAGACCGACGUGCUCAAGACUGGUGAACACUCCAUGCUCCUAGUAUCCUUUCACCUCCAGCGGCACAUGGGGAACUUCCUCAUCCAGGUGUACGGGCCGUGCAUCCUGCUGGUCGUACUGUCCUGGGUGUCCUUCUGGCUCAACCGGGAGGCGACGGCGGACCGGGUGUCACUGGGGAUCACCACCGUGCUCACCAUGACCUUCCUGGGACUGGAGGCGCGCACGGACUUGCCCAAGGUGCCGUACCCCACCGCCCUGGACUUCUUCGUCUUCCUAUCGUUCGCCUUCAUCUUCGCCACUAUCAUCCAGUUCGCCGUGGUGCACUACUUCACAAAGUACGGCUCGGGCGAGUGCUACUUCAGCGCCGACUUCAUGUCCGACUCGGAGUCGGACGAGGACGAGGUGCGGCGGGAGUCUGCGCGGCGGCGCGCGCUGGAGAUGCCCGAGGUCAUCCCCCUGGAGCUGGGCACGCUCGGGCCGCUGCCCCUGGGCGGCGUGGGCCCCGGGGCCGGCGCCGCGCCCGCCUGGUCCUCGUGGUCGUGCUUCCGGUGCGGGUCGGCCCCCAGCGCCGCGGGCAGCGCGGCCACCAGCUCGGCGCCCAGCGCCGCCUCCAGCCCGGCCGUGCACAUGCGCACCCGGGUGCAGCCCGCGCCCAGCGCCGGCCACGGCCACCGCCUCAGCCUCCAGGGCUCCCGGUCCAGCAGGACGGGUCGGCGUCGGCACAAGCCCCGGACGCCGCGCUUCAACUCGGUCUCGCAGAUCGACCGCGCGUCCCGGGUCUUCUUCCCCCUCCUCUUCCUCACCAUCAACAUCGCGUACUGGUGCGCGUACCUGUCGCGCUCGCAGCGCAUUGCUCACUGACGCGUCACUGACGGGGACCAGCCGCCGGACUGCAGCGGGCUGUGUCGACUGGACAGUCGUGUGCCUCUGAAGUCGUUUCGAAGUGCCACGAAAUCUCUCUUUCUGACUAUCGUCGAUUAGUACUGUGUUACCACAAGAAUAUUUAUAAAAGGGGAAACUGUGAUGUGAUCUCUGUGCUCCAAGAGCACCAACAUUCGCUCUCGUCAUCAAGUAACAAGAAAACUGAUUUCAGUCUCAUGUUAUGGUUGUUUGUUACCUUAUAAUUCCAAUAAUUCUGUUCUUUUAUACGUGCCUCUCUCCCUAAUUUCGUUCACUAGCUUUAGGGAGAGAUCAAAGUUGUACAUUCAUUUAGCGUACGUUUCCUUGUAUUUUUAAGUCAACCCUGUUGUACUAGAUCUUUUGAAAGACCGGUAUGUAGUGAUCUAAUGAGAAAAAAUAUCGAGUAUUCCAUUUUAGAAAUACUGCCGUAUGAAAUCCAUUUUGAAACCCGUUAUCGAUGGAUCCUUUCGCCUAUCAGAGAGGGUUCUCAGUAUGCUUGUCUCUGUCGGUUUCGGGCGGCAUAUGAACAAAGAGUUGGAUCGACCAAAAAAGGCUGUUUAAAGUGGAAUGACCAAUCUCUGAAGACGUGGCAUGUACGAAGAGUUCUGCAAAAAGCAAGUUCUGCGCCAAAUAAAAUAUUUAAUUGAAGAUGGAA